Molecule: messenger RNA, 1441 nt
Organism: Passer domesticus (house sparrow)
Lineage: Eukaryota; Metazoa; Chordata; Aves; Passeriformes; Passeridae
Product: tyrosine-protein phosphatase non-receptor type substrate 1-like
Exons: 5
Coding region: 149-1426 (425 amino acids)
Cellular component (GO): plasma membrane
Source: RefSeq, a predicted model, not a curated record
UGGCCCCUUUCCUUCCCCUUUGCUGGGUAAGAGGCCAGCACCCCGCUAGGACAAGCCCAGUCCAGCUGAGCCCAGUGCAGCAGAGUCCAACGGAGCCGAAUCCAGCCGAGCAGAGCCCUGCCACCAGGGAGCAAGGCGUGGAACACCCAUGGUGCUGGUGGUACAGGAACUGCCUCUCGUGUGCCUGGUGCUGCUCCUGCUCUGCAGAGAGCCGGGUGUGGAUGCCCAGGCAGGUCAGGGCUUCACUGUGCAGCAGCCCCAGGCCAAGGUGACGGUGGCAGCGGGGGAGACGCUCACCCUGAACUGCACCACGUCUCCAAUUGCUGGACCAGGUCCUACGAAGUGGCUGAAGGGCUGGGCCACUGGGAACAAGACUGUCUAUGACCAGAAUAACAAGGAUCCCUCGUCCCGUGUGACGAGAGCAGUGGAUGGGUCUGACACAGACUUCACCAUCCGCAUCAGGAACGUUCAGCCUGAGGACAUGGGCACCUACUACUGUGUGAAGUUUGUCAAGGGGGACUCUGGUGAUGAUGAGGUGUUUCAGCGUGGCAGUGGCACCGAGGUGUCUGUGCAAGCCAAACCCAGCCCCCCGCUGGUGUCUGGGCCUGAGCAGAGAGCGAGGCCGGGGCAGUCGGUGCCUUUCACCUGCACGAGCGGAGGGUUCUUUCCUAAAGAGAUUGGGGUGAAAUGGUUCAAGAACAAGAACCUCAUGGCAGUUCAUUCAGCCAACGUCACCGAAUGGAGGAGGAAAACCUACAACAUGUCCAGCACAGCGAUGGUGACCCUGCAGAAGGACGAUGCCCUCUCUGAGCUCAUCUGUGAGGUGCAGCACUCCACGCUGCCGGGCCCACUGCGAGGCAGCUACCAGCUCAGCAGAGUCCUGCGAGUUCCCCCCAGCGUCGAAGUGCGCGCCGAGCCGAGCCCCGCUGAGCUGAACAAGACCGUGACCUUCACCUGCCUCGUGAAGGAGUUUUACCCAGCUAACCUGUCCGUUUCCUGGCUGGAGAAUGGGAUUGAGAUAAAGGUGCAGAACGUCUCCCGGACACGGAAGCUGCCCCGGGGCUUGUUUGAGCUGAGAAGCCAGGUGGAGGUGCAAGCGACGGAGGAGAGAAACGGCUCCACGAUCACCUGCACGGUGGUGCACGACGGCCAGGCCCCUGCCAGCUACUCAGCCUCCCUGGGUGGGUGGAUCUCCAACCCGGCCCAGGAUGGCUUCCAGAUGGGUAAGGGUGCAAACCCUCUGUCCAGCCUCCUCCUGCUGCUGUGGAUGGGUGUCCUGCUGGAGAAGGGGCUCCUCGGUGGGCUCCUCCUCUUCCUCUUCCAGCGCAUGAAGAGAAAAGCAUCGGAGAUGUUGCCCUGCCCUGCUCCCCCUCAGUCCCCCGCAGCCGGGUCCUGGGGCUCGGCCACUGCCCGCAGCGCUUUGUGAACCUGCAAUAAAGGA